Messenger RNA from Pyrenophora tritici-repentis Pt-1C-BFP, 597 nucleotides. The record is from RefSeq and is a predicted model, not a curated record. Lineage: Eukaryota; Fungi; Ascomycota; Dothideomycetes; Pleosporales; Pleosporaceae.
AUGCCACCCUUACCCCACCCCCUCGCAACCCUCCUUUCAAUUCUUCUUUCUCUCACCCUCCUACUCUCAUUCUACAUCUACCAAUCCCCCACUUCCCUCACCUUCACCACACCGCACCUUCAAACCACAAACGGCAUCCCGGGCCUCACUUUCUCCCUCAGCCAAAUAUCCACCUCCCCACCAGCCCUCCUCGUCACCCUGCAAAAUAACCACCCAGAAACCACCUAUACGCUCCUCAAAUGGGCCACACCCCUCGAUGCCUCGGCGCUAGACACAGGCGUCUUCAGUAUAACAACGGCAGACGGGAAGGCUGUAGAACAAGUUGUUCGAAGAAUCACGCGUAAGAUGCCGCCGCCGCCGAACCAAAUUGUGGAGCUUGCGCCAGGCAGGAACGUGAGCAGGGAAGUUUUGUUUGAUAAGAGCGCGGCGGUGGUAACGGGCAUGGGAAAGUAUAGGGUUGAAGCUAAAGGGGUAUGGAAAGGGGGGUGGGCGAGAAAUAGGGCGGAGAUUACGACGAAGGAUUUGUGGGCGUUUGGUGAGAGUGAGUUCGCGGGCUCGAGAUUUGUGAUAGAUGGUGUUGAGAUGAUUGUGGAAUGA